AUGCAAAUCCAAGUUAAUAACAUACAGUGUGUUGCUGCAUGGUACUGGGAUGUGCCAAAAGAACUAAAACGCGAUAGUCUUAAUGAUGAAGAUGAAGAGGAUGAAGAUGUAUGCGGUAUUUGUCGCGCAAGCUACAACGGAACGUGCCCAAAUUGUAAACUACCGGGAGAAAAGUGUCCUUUAAUAGUAGGGAGUUGUCACCAUAAUUUCCACGUACAUUGUAUAUACCAAUGGCUAAAUACGUCUACCUCAAAGGGACUUUGCCCAAUGUGUAGACAGGCAUUUUCUUUAAGGGACGGGAUUCGAAUAAACGAGCCACAUAUAGAGAAGUUCGAUAAAGUCCUUAUGAAAGCUAGGCAGCAGAAUGUUGUAAGCACAACAGGAGUUGCUGGAGCAGUGGAUCAAGACGAUGUUAUGAUAGAUCAGGAGUUUAUCAGGUAG
Eremothecium sinecaudum is the source of this 441-nucleotide messenger RNA. It is a transcript of the gene APC11, whose product is annotated as anaphase promoting complex subunit 11. The coding region runs from base 1 to 441 and encodes 146 amino acids. Gene Ontology annotation, biological process: anaphase-promoting complex-dependent catabolic process; protein ubiquitination; positive regulation of mitotic metaphase/anaphase transition. Gene Ontology annotation, cellular component: anaphase-promoting complex; nucleus. Gene Ontology annotation, molecular function: ubiquitin protein ligase activity; cullin family protein binding; zinc ion binding. NCBI's taxonomy places the organism in Eukaryota, Fungi, Ascomycota, Saccharomycetes, Saccharomycetales, Saccharomycetaceae. The transcript has a single exon. The record is from RefSeq and is a predicted model, not a curated record.